AUGGACGACACGACUUCGCCGCCCCGCAAGCGGAGGAGACACACGCGCAAGACGACCGGAUGCCGCCAGUGCCGCCGCCUGCACGUCGCGUGCGUCGAGGGCGCUGUCCUUUCCGGCGGCGACAAGGCAGUGUGCAAGCGCUGCUGGCAGACCGAUAGCGAGUGCUGGUACCCUGUCAUGAGUGGGGUGAUGAAGCGGCGCGCUGUGAGGGAGGAGGAGUGGGUGCGGGGCGUCGAGGUCGAGGUGUGGCUCGCGCCUGUGGAGGACUCGGGGGCGAUGGAGGCGCCGGCAAGAAUAUCGACAUCGACGACGUCGGGGCCAUCGUUGCCGACAAUACCGUCCACGAACCUGCCCUGUCCUAAGCCCGAUGCGAGCCCCAGCGUCAUGUUCACCCCGACGACCCUGGUCGACACGCCGUGGGAGGCCGACGUGAUCGAGCUGCCAAGCCUACCGAGCACUGAGUGGCCGCUCGACUUCCUCACCAACAGCACGAGCACGCUCGUCCCGGCCACCCCAGCACCACUCCUCCACUCCUCCGUCCUGCGCUCGUUGCUGGCCCCUGACCCGCCCAAGCUGCUGAUGACGUUCACACUCGCCUCACACUCACUCGCGCCGGCGGACCGCAGCGUGGUGUCCUACUUCGAGGCGCAGGGGUGCAACGACGUCGUCGCAGUCAACAGCUUCAAGGCGAACUGGAUGCACCGCGAGGUAUUCCCGCGGCUGCAGAGCUUGUUCUCGAGCUCAGCGUCAGGCGUGGGGGGCAUGAUGCGCGAGUAUAUCCGGCUUAACUUCCUCCAUCUUGCGCACACGCACCGCGCGAACAUUGAAACGGACACGGUGCGGCACUGGGCGUGGAAGAACGAGGCGGCGCGAUAUCUCGACCGCGCCAACUCCACGCUGCUGCGCGCGCAAUGCGCGUCUCGCAACGACGAGUGGAAGACCGAGGAGUAUCUGAUCGGGUACUUCAUCAAGUGCAGCGGCUCCAUCCUCUCCAACACCUGGGCAGCAGUGGACACCACCUCGGCCUUCGAGCUGCCCGGGAGUUCGUCAGCACUAACCUCGCCGUUCUACCACUCCCUCCGGGAAAUCUUCACCAUCUACUCGAUAAUCCAGUUCGCAUGCACGCGUAAUGGCGGCGCUCCGCGCCCACCAGCCGAGCGCCCGCGACCAGCCUUCGACCUCGACCUCACGGGGCCGGAGUGGACCGAGCCGUGGUUCGGCGUCUCGCGGCGCACGUUCGUGCUGUUGGCGGACGUCAGCGGAAUAGUGUACCAGCGCCAAGCGAUCCUCCGGGCCGGAAUGGAGGGCAGCGCGCUCGACCUCAUCCUCCGCGCUGAGGCGGAGCGGCUCGCUGCUGAGCUGGGCGACGUGAGCGUGUGGAGCGAGGCGGCAAUCGAGCCGGGGCUGAGUGAUCGUGUUCAGCGGGGCAGUGCGCUAAUGCGCCACGCACUUCGUACUAUGCUCCUGUGCGAAGUCCUCGAAACCGACCUCGCCGACCCGCGCCUCGCAGCAGCGCGAGCACGCGCAAUGGAGCUCGCGGCCGACUGCGAGCCGAGCAACAUGGUGGGGCUGCAAUGGGCCUUGACUAUCAUCGCAGUGUAUACCCGUGACGUCGCCGAGCGUGACCGUCUCCGCGCGCUCAACAAGAUGUGCCUCACGAUGAGCUUUGGCCCGAAUUACCCCAGCACAGACGACAUCCUCGACCUGUGCUGGGAGGUUCUGGACCGCGACGGGUACCCGCACGGCAUUGCGCCGUGGCGCGAGGCGAUGAACGCGCUGGGGCGGAAUUUGUUCAUGUAA
Messenger RNA from Vanrija pseudolonga, 1800 nucleotides. RefSeq lists its product as uncharacterized. The record is from RefSeq and is a predicted model, not a curated record. The transcript is spliced from 4 exons. Bases 1 to 1800 code for a protein of 599 amino acids. Gene Ontology annotation, biological process: positive regulation of transcription by RNA polymerase II. Gene Ontology annotation, molecular function: DNA-binding transcription factor activity, RNA polymerase II-specific; transcription cis-regulatory region binding; zinc ion binding. Lineage: Eukaryota; Fungi; Basidiomycota; Tremellomycetes; Trichosporonales; Trichosporonaceae. Gene Ontology annotation, cellular component: nucleus.